Messenger RNA from Cinara cedri, 2191 nucleotides. NCBI's taxonomy places the organism in Eukaryota, Metazoa, Arthropoda, Insecta, Hemiptera, Aphididae. The record is from the annotation of a GenBank genome assembly.
AUGAACGUGGUUAUGCUUUUUAAUAUUUUGGAGGAUGAAGCAGAUGAAAAACUAUUGCUACUGGCGAAUCAUUUACGUAAUGAAAACGAUGAAAAGUUUAGUCAACGGAGCAGGGAGGGUCGUUUCAGUACUUUAAUUAAAAUAGUUUAAUUUACAAUGAAACUAGAUUCAGGGAAUAUUUUAGAGUGUCAUUUGAAUUAUUUUAAAAUAUUUUAAAAAUAAUUAAUUAAUAAUGAUUUUAAUAAUAAUUAAUAAAUUAAUAUUUUAAUAUUAGGUACCUAUAUAAAAUAAUGCAAUCCCGCAUUGCCUGUAACGCAAAAGUUGCCCUCGUAGCGACUACUGCGCGACUGAAUUGCGUGAAUCGACAAUCGUGCGCGUGAAUAAUGACGCGUGUGUGUUAUUAAUAAACACAAAUACUAUUUUUCAUGUUUUCAACUUUUACGUGAUCACGCAUCGCGCACCACGCAAUCACGGAUACACGAUUGUAGGAAACCAAGGCUUUAUCAAAAUAAUAAUUUUUAUUUUAAAAAUAUAUUUUAUUGUGUGCGAUUGGCAAAUUGAUUUAUUUAUGAAUCAAUGUAGGCCACUGCGUUUGGAUGAAACUAUUUGGCAUUUGUGUUCUGAAAUAUUUUUCUAAAACACACAGCGAUUGUGUGCGUGCAGGUAUAAUUAAGCGGCAUUUGGACCGAAGAUAUAUUAUAUAAGAUAUUGGUAUACGGGACGUUUAAGGUUAGCCGAUAAACCGAUAAGGAACCAUAGCAUUAUUUACCGAUAACGGAUAAGGUUAUUUUAGUUUGAAUCUAACGAAUUAUACACAGGCAGGGGGAUUAAAACCAGACGACGAUACGUCCAAAACGGGCCGACCUGAUUAUUAGCACACUAAACUAUUUGCUAAUGGUUUCAUUAUUUUUAUAGUCUCAAUGUUUCAUUGUUAGUAUACUUGUCUAUGAUUGUGAGUUCUGAAUUGUGACUUUGCGGGUAUGUACAAUAUCACAUCGACAUCAAUAAUUAAAUAAUAAUAUACGUUCCAUUGAAUUUUCAUUUGGCCAUAAGAAGAUUGUUAGUAUAGUACAUUAAUUCAUAGGUUAUCUUCUUAAUUUAUUGAAUAUUUCCUGAAAUUAAAAUAUAAAAAUCAACAAUACCUAAUAUAUAAGUAUAGGUACCUACAUAAGUACAUAAUACUUAUUUAAAAAUGUAAUGCAUUCUGUAAACCUAUCUACUUAAAAGUUAAAUAUCAUGAAUUUAAAAUAUUUAUAUUUUAAAUAUAUUUUGAAUACAAUUUAGUUAUUAUAGUAAUAUAAUAGUACAUAUUGAUUUUAUAAUAGUAUAAUAAAAGAUUGGUACUAGCUAUACCCACAACCUACCUAUCUUUUGUAUUAUAACAAUGGUAUCUAAUAUAGGAAUAUCAAUCCAGGCUUAUAUCUACUAUCAAGUUAUAUUAACUAAAAAAAGUUGAAAUUUAAUUAGUUUAAUUUCUAUAUUGGUACCUAAUAUUUCAUUUAAAUAAAAUAAUUAAGUAUUCUGUAUACCUUUCAAUUAUACAAUUAUUUGUGUCAACUCUGACCCAUAGUGUUCCAUAUUCAGAUAAAAUGUCAUCUGAUAAGAUGUUAUAAAACAAUCAAAUUUAAAUAGUCAAACAAAACAAAGAAAACAAGUUAUGGGAUACUAAUAUCAAUGAAGAUGUGGUAAAUAAUGAUAUUUCUUCUUUUUUAAAUGUACCUAAUAAAAGUGAAUCACGGUUAAAUAGUAUAGUUUGAAUUGAAUUGCCAACAACUUCAUAUGAAAAUAAUAAUUUCUAAAAAACCUAAUCUGUGUGUGGUAUGACCAGGUAAAUAUCAUAAUUUUGGUGUUGUCAAUGUUAUUAACAAAAUAAAUCAGAAUGUUCAAAAUAAUAUAUUAUAUUCAUAUUAAUAGUAAAAAUUAUAAUUUUUCCAUUUGAACUAUCUAUUGUGAUGAUCCUGCAAAAUCAUAUAUCAUUAAGAUAAAAAGCCAUUCAGGGUUUUAUUCAUGCACAAAAUGUGAAAUUAAAGGAUAAUAUUUGGCCAAUAGAAUUUGUUUUUCAAAUAGGCUAUCCACAAGAUAUCUGCCAAUAAGAACUCAUUAAAAUUGUUUAGAUCAGUCACAAGAAGAACAUCAUGUCAACAACACUUCUCUUUUGGCAACAUUGCCAAUAUUUGAUGUGGUGACUUAA